Messenger RNA from Armigeres subalbatus, 8318 nucleotides. RefSeq names its product adenomatous polyposis coli protein-like. The transcript is spliced from 7 exons. Gene Ontology annotation, cellular component: beta-catenin destruction complex; catenin complex; cytoplasmic microtubule. NCBI's taxonomy places the organism in Eukaryota, Metazoa, Arthropoda, Insecta, Diptera, Culicidae. The record is from RefSeq and is a predicted model, not a curated record. Gene Ontology annotation, biological process: positive regulation of protein catabolic process; cell fate specification; negative regulation of canonical Wnt signaling pathway. The coding region runs from base 631 to 7908 and encodes 2425 amino acids. Gene Ontology annotation, molecular function: beta-catenin binding; microtubule binding; gamma-catenin binding.
GUCUUCGGUUCGGAACAGUUUUCAGAGUGAUUCCUUUGGCUGACUUUGGAGUGUAUUUUUCCUAGGUCUUCCCGUAAAAAAAUCGCAAUAACCACCGAAAGUGUUGAAUUCCUUGUACAGAAGAAUCCAACAGCUACCUAAUUUGAAACUGAACGCAAAUUCAGCAUUUGACUUUGGUGUAGGUGCAGUUGCGAAACGAAACAUUCACCGUGAAACAGUUUCAAAAUCGCGUUCGCUGCGGGUCCGUUUCGUCGUCGUCGUCGGGGACCGUUGUUGUGCGUGUGCGCAAGUCUGCUACACCAAGGAAGGAGGAAAAAAUUGAUCUCUUGUCAGAAAAAAAAAAUACCACACAAAGUGGAGCUCAGUGGAGGAAAAAACGUCGAUUGACAAUCAUCCGAAUUUUGUUUCCAAAGUAUGGUGGAAAAUCUGCGGCACCCUUGAAUAGUGAUUGUGUAUUUGUGGCCGCCUGCGGAAUCGGGAACCGGUGGAUUAUGCUGGAUGUGUUCCCGAUUGGAGUAAACUCGGGAAAAUGCCUAUAAUUUUCUCUGACUGUGCGGUUCAUCUUAAUCAUCAUCAUCAUCAUCAUCACUACCAUCACCGCGUUGGAGCAGAUAGUGCAACCUUAUCAGAAUGCAAUCAACAGCAGCUGCCGCGACGGCCGCAACGUCCGACGACGAUCUAAAGUACCCGAGCAGUGCUAGUGCCCUUUCGCCACCGGAUUCAUCGCUGGACGACCUGGAAGCAGAGUACGAGGACCUGGUGGACGGGAUGGAUUCCGGCGAGGCGGGAGGCGUGGUGAAGAAGCCACACUUUUUGGACUACGAUAAUAAACCGCCGGCCGGGUUGGAAGACCAGGUCGUGUUUGUUGGUCAACCGAGGAGGACGGUCAAUGGGAGGACGGAGGAACGAAAGGAAGAAGCCAUCUCGCAGAGUGUCGUGGAGGAAGGUUCGUCCGUUGAGUUGAAGGAGAUGGUUGGAAGAGGUACGUGGCCAACGGCUGGUAGUUCGGGCCAAAACGCGGCUAAAUACGCCGGGAGACAAAACCAUUCUAUGUAUAACGACAUGUCGGAAGUGUGUCCCAAGAUGGAAUGCGUUUACUCGCUGUUGUCGAUGUUGGGAUCGACCAAUUCUCUCGAGAUGUCGACUAAGUUUAUGGAGCUUUCUAAGAACCGGGACACUUGCAGUGCAUUGCGUCGGUCGGGAUGCAUUCCUUUGUUGGUGCAGAUAAUUCACAAUGAUCCGAAUGAAACGGCUCGCCGCAAUUCCAGGCAGGCUUUGAACAAUGUGAUCUGUUGCCACCCGGAUGACAAAGCCGGUCGAAGGGAAGUGCGAGUGCUCAAGUUGAUCGAACAACUGAUUGAUUACUCGGAUCUACUCCGGGACUAUACGGAGGAAAGUUCUUCGGACAUUCGCGACGUCAUAGAAGAUCCGGAGAAGCACCCGAUCCAAUCGAUCACAACCCUCAUGAAGAUCAGUUUCGACGAGGAGCAUCGCCAUGCCAUGUGCCAGCUUGGUGCUCUCCAAACGAUUUCAACGUUGAUCCAAAUGGACCAUGCCAUACACGGGGCCAAGCCCAGCGCACCGAAAUGCAUCACAAUGCGGCGCUACGCCGGGAUGAUUCUCACCAACCUGACUUUUGGCGACGGCAACAACAAAUCCCUACUCUGCUCAAACAAAAACUUUAUGCGGGCUCUAGUGGCGCAGAUCCAAUCUAACAGUGACGAACUGGUUCAGGUCACAGCUUCCGUUCUGCGGAAUCUCUCCUGGCGAGCGGACAGCGUUAUCAAGCAAACUCUCAGCGAGAUAGGCACGGUGAAGAUUCUCACUCGUGCGGCCAUGGUUUGCACCAUCGAGAAUACCCUCAAGGCCAUACUGUCCGCCUUGUGGAACCUCUCGAAUCACUGUCCUCCGAAUCGUUCGGAAUUUUGCGAUGUCGAAGGCGCUUUGGAAUUCCUAAUCGACAUGCUCUCCUACGAGGCGCCCAGUAAAACAAUGAGCGUGAUCGAAAAUGCCGGAGGAAUCCUGCGGAACAUUUCCUCGCACAUUGCGCUUCGAGAAGACUACCGACGUAUUCUUCGGAGGAAGAAUUGCCUCAAAAUUCUACUCGAACAGCUCAAGAGCCCAAGUCUGACAGUGGUGAGCAACGCUUGCGGAACGCUGGGAAAUCUCUCCGGGGACAACUACGAGGACCAGAAGUUUCUCCGCGAAAAUGGUGCCAUUCCGAUGUUAAGGUCGCUCAUCUACAGCAAACACAAAAUGAUCUCCAAUGGAAGCAGCAUGGCGUUGAAGAAUCUACUGAAGCCUCCCGCCAACUCCAUGAUGGCAACAAGUGCGCCGCCUGCCUCAAUUGCAAUUGCUCGCCCUAGCGGCGUAGAAAGCCGGGAACUUCCCAGUCUGAACGUGCGUAAGAAGAAGGCACUCGAGCAGGAACUGGAGGAAAAAUUCCUCCCGAAGGCCUUACGGGACGAGAAAGAUGUCUGCACCAGUCGAGUAUCACCCGAAGAAGAAGAGGAAGAAGAUGGGGAAGUCGAUGACGAUGAGGUCAGUCACAGUGCGGUGCACAUCCGGUUGGUUUCGGAUCACCAAAACCAUGAGGAGGAACCGGAGAAACCAGUCAACUACAGUCUGAAGGAGGAGGAACCGUACCAGGAUUACCAGGAAACGGACAUCGACCAGAUAACGGAUUAUUCACUUCGUUAUGCGGAGAACCAGUCCGAAGAUUCGGAUGAAGACAAAGCAGAAAACUACCAGCGUACGAACCCGACCAGUGGAAUUUGCGAAAUGGGCGAGGACACCGUGAAGUGUUAUUACACCGAGGGUACGCCGCAGAUUAUCUCCAGUGCGACGUCAAUGAGCGACUUGCGAGUUCAGUUGGUUGGCGGUGGAAGCAACAGCAACAAUGGACCGACGGCGCCAGUGACAACGCACAAGAGUGGCACCCUUCCGAAGUCGGAUCCGAUUCCGAUUGGAGCUGCCAACAGUGGUGUCAAUAGCAGUGGAAGUGGAGCAAGUGCUGGACGAUCCUUGCCCAAGGCGCUCGGCGGCGACACGGGAUGCAAUACGCCGGAUAAGCCUUACAACUACUGUGAGGAAGGAACGCCGGAUUUCAGCCGGGAUACGUCGCUGAAUGUUCUGGAUUUAAAUGCCGACAGAGUGAGUAUAGUUGAUCAGAAACUUUCCGGAAAACAUCCCUCGGAAGCGGAAUCCUCGGAGCAACCGGCAACCCCGGCUACACCUGGAGGUACUCAACACACUGGCAAGCAAGUUUCUUUCCUUAACACAGCGGACGAAACGCCGCUCAUGUUCUCGCGCACUAGCUCGAUGGGAUCACUGUCCAGUGCGGAACCAGCCUGCACGGCCGAUGACAAAAGUUCCAUUAUCAGUGAAUUCAGUCGGCUGGCGUCGGGCGUGAUCUCCCCGUCAGAACUGCCAGAUUCGCCGACUCAGAGUAUGCCCCAUUCGCCACGACGCACGGGCAUGAUGGCCAAAGCAGGCCCGAUUGGUAAGAAGGAAGAACUGGAGCAACCUCCGGUGCAACCGAAGAGCGCCUUUGAAGACACGGUCAACAACUUCAACGUGGAGAAUACCCCGGCGGUGUUCUCCUGUGCGACCAGCUUGAGUAAUCUCACCAUGGACGAUAAGGAGGACGAGGAGUCGAAGUUGGUGGUUGGUGGGGACUUGGCUAAAGGACCGCCGGUUCUACCGAUACCGGAGGGUAGCGCUUCCGAAGAUGGAGAAUCGGAUCGGGAUGACGAUUUUCUGCUGGAGUCGUGUAUCAACAUGGGUAUGAAUGUGAUGGCGCGCAGUGCAGAGGAAAAGAAGAUUAGGAGUGAGGAAGACCUUGUGCUUCCACCACCACAGGUUCCGGAAGAUCUGUUGCAGAGGUACUGUACCGAGGAUACGCCGGCGAGAUUAUCGGAAGUGAACAGCAAUUGUAACUUAAGUGUUUUGUCGAUGGACUCGCGGAACGGGCAUGACUCGGAUGAGAGUUCGACGGUUUCAGCGGAGCAUAAUGAUCGAUUGAUCGAAGAAUGCAUUCGUAGUGGAAUGCCCAAACCGAAGAACGCGAAUACAAGUGGUUUCCUGGGGAAGAUGAACGGUGAUGACCUUAUGGGAGUUCAAAAGGAAAACCCCAUGAACAUGAUGCGAAAUCCAGCUCACAUGGGACCGAUUUAUGCAAACGACGAAGUCAAUAACUUCUACGUAGAGGAUAGUCCUUGUGCGCACUCGACGGUAUCUGCAUUGUCCGACUUGACAGUGGCAUCGGAGGCACCGAAUGGAGGGAAGAGCGUCCACAAGAUCUCGUCGUUGAAAGGAAAACAACCGCAAUCGCAGGGAGGAUUGCACUUUGCACGGGAUCCUGCCGUGAAUGGUUCGUUGAGUUCGCUUUCCGUGGAAUCGGAUAACGAUGAUCACCUGUUGGACGAGGCCAUUGCUGCUGGAAUUGGAUCCAAUAGAGCCAAGAAAAAUCUUCCGACUUUUCAGGCAGUUCAUAAUCCACUUCCGCCGGUGAACCGAAUGACAGCAGCUGCGGCGGAUGCGAAUGAUUCCUUGGAUUCCAUCGAUUCCGUGGACUCGAACGAUCCCCAAAGCAACUCACUGUUGGAACAGUGCAUAGAAAAUGGCAUGAAGAAGCUGACGGAGAAGCGUGUUGACACGGGAUACGAGCUUCGAGCAGGAAUGAAUUAUGGUCAGAUUGCGGCUCGACCUCCGGUUCCAUUACCGGAUGAAAGUAUUCCGGAUUCGGAACGGGACUACCAAAUUCUGAUGGAAUGCAUCCAAAACGGUAUGCCGAAGGGUAAGAGCAGUCAAUUGGCGAUGGACCUUACUCGAAACCUACAGCGGUUGGCCAUUUCGGGAGCAGCUGCAUCUUCCAGCAAUAAUCCGUCGUCGAAUCCAAAAAACGUGGACACUACGCCUGUGGUUACGAAGGAUGUCGGUGCCACCAACGUAAUGUCAGCAGGCGUAGUAGCAGCAGUAGAAACAGCCACGGUCAGCGGAAGCAGCAACAUCAGCGGCUUCGGCAUCACCACCAUCAACAACAUCAACAGCACCAGCACCACCCAGUCAUCCAUCACUACCCGUACCACGCCGGUCAUCAACAGUUCCAUCACCACCAGCAUCACAAGAAGCGAGGAGCCAGUGGCAACUCAACCAUCCCGAGCGGAAGCGCAGGAGCACCCGUCACGGCAGCAUCGUCAGCCCCUGCUAGCUUCUUCCAUCACCACCAGCAACAGCAGCAUGAUGGGUCAGAGUGGAUUUGAGGGUAUGAUGGAGCGGUCGAACGAGUUCCCGGCCUCAGCAGCUCUGGUGGGCCUCAUGAGCUCGUCGUCCGCUGGUUGUAACAGUGAAAUGCAGAUGUCGAACGAAUUCAUGAUGGAAUUCGCCCCGGCCAACAACAAACACAAGGAUCCGGAUCUGAUGCUGAAAUCGGUGGAGCGACUAACGCAGGAAUUGGUUUCCACUGCCGAAUACCUGCGCACGGUAUCGUCCAGUGGGGGAGAUAAGAUGGAGAACAACACUUGGGACGACGACGUGACCAGUGCGAACGACGUGUCGUUCCCGAGUUUGAGCGUCCAGGCACCGAGAAUUAUGCAUUCCUGUGACGACGACGAUACAGCCACAAUCAGCGAUGAGGUUGACUCCAAAGCCUUGGACGCUUUGGAGGAACAAACUCCGAUCAAUGAAAACCGACCGUUGCCCGGUGCCCUGAACGGCAGCAAUGAGGAUCUGUUCAAGAAUGAGAUUCAUUUCCAGCUGGGCGGUGAGGUACAGCACCCGAUGGUCGGUGGUCACUUCACCCAUGGUUCCGAUGGUUUGUCGUUCAGUACUGUUUCCACGUUGACCAACUCGACUAUUAUCGCAAUGGAAGCCACCAAAGUUGCUAACAAUCUGCAGAAUUUGGCGAUCGUGGAAAGUGCCGAACUUGAUCUGAGCAAGAUACAUCCCCCGUUCGGCUCGGACAGCAUAUUGAUAUCGGAUUGCUCCGACUCGGAGAUGACGUUCCUAAAUGAUUGUCGGAAGUUCAACCUACCAAGUGGAUUGGUAGCGAAGCGAGCUCUGGGGCAUGCGUUCAACGAUAGCUUGAACUCGUUGAAUAACCUGGACAGCAUUGGACCUCCUUCGAUCAUGGAUGAAUUGAUGGACUCGAUGAUCAGUGUGGCGAGCAUAACUUCCGAAGUGGUUGACGUGGACAGUGGCCAUGCAGGGACCUCCGAUCAGAACAUCAGUUCGGGCCAUUCCAGUUUGACGCUGAACUCGAGUUUAGAGAACUUGAUCAAAUUUUCGCCCACCAAGAAUGCCGGCGGAAAGAGCACCCCCAUAAGUCCCAAAAAGGCCGAACGGAGGCAGGCAAUGAAGGACCGAUACAAAACGUACACCAUUCCUAAUACAGAAAUAGUUGAUUUGAAUUCAGCAAAUGACGAUGCGGUGGCAAAUGAAUCUAACGAAUUGUCAGAUGUCAAGACGCCAACUCCUAGUAAUCCAUCGACUCCAUCACCAAAGAAAUCUUCGAGAGAACGUCGUCAGGAGAACAAGUCUCGAUACGAGACGCAAGUUAUCACCAAUAGUAGUUUUCUGGCCGAUAGAAUCGCCAACGGAGAUGCGGACUGUCCACGGACUCCGAUAUCUUCCAUCAUUGCCAAACCUGUUGCUUUCUCACCCCUAACGCUGCACUCCCCUGCACCAAUGUCCCUGGAAAGGGUCUUAUCACUGGAAGCUUCACCGGUAGAUGACGAAGAUGACGACCCCGUCACCUACACCAUCCAGGAAGCGCAACGAAGGAAAUCCCUCGAACAGAAGUUACCCAACAUCUCAUCACAAGACCGAGAACCUGUUACCGCUCUUCCUCCACCCCAGCCAAAAACUCCCCUAUCCAGCCCAAGCAAAAUGCCAACGCCAAUCAAAACCGGAAGUAUUAAAGCAACUAUCAAUUCUGCAACGUCGGCCACCGAACCUGUGAAAACAGUUCGUGGCACGAAGAAACCCCCCUACGUGUCACCGUACCGAAAGUCUGUGGUUUCCGCUCCGGCCGUCAUCUCUCGAACACCGGCCGCCCCCGGAGCUGUCAAAAAGGAUCUGAGCGCGGGACCACACGCCACCCCGAAACUGCGAACUCAAAGCUCCCUCGUGGAGAGUACCAAGACCCGACCGCAACCUCUCAAGGCUCGAUCCAGUAUUGGCCUGAAGCGGAACUCACUGGAAUUGAAUGGCAACGGGUCAAUUCGAAGCAGCAGCAGUAGUAGCAGUUCGGAUGUGUCCCGACUUCAUACCAGGCAACCUUCCUGUGGAGCGAUUGGCGGAACUAGGACUAAGGUCCAGGAUUCCCCAGCGCCACCCAAUCUCAUCCGCCAGGGCACAUUCACCAAGGAUGAACCCUCGAACCCGGAAGUUCCAGUCGUAACAUCCGCCCCAUCCACUCCGGCGAAAACCCUUCGCAAACCGAUUUCCAUGAUUCCCAAUUCGGCGUCCUCCUCCCGGCUAACCUCCAUCGCCAAGUCCCGAGUAGUGCUCAACAAAAGCAUCAGCAUGGAUGCAAGCAAAACCACUCCGAGCACUCCGACGGCGGGCACUCCCUGUGGCGAGGGUACCCCCCUCAGCAGCCGGUUUCGACUGACUUCGGCACGGACCUCACUGGUCGACUACAAGAAACCGAGCUCCGGCCGUUUCAGUACGCCGGUGAUCGGUUCCGGUGGUGCGGGGGAACAUCAGAAUCCGCCCGUCGUCACGACACCAACCAGUCCGGGCUCGAUGAUUCCGAUGCGACGCAAAAGUGCCAUCGCGGCACUGCCCAAGCGGACCAACCUGACGAUGAAGUCGAAUCCGGACGUGCUGAAGGGUAGGCUGGAUGGCGUGAGGAAUGCGUUUGUGAGGACAGCCGCAUCCGCGGUGAAAACCGGGACGCGAUAAAAUUUGACAAACAGGAUCGAGAUUAUUGGAUGGGUUUUUGCAUGGAAGAGACGGGUUGUUGUGAUAUCUGGUGAGACGGAUUUUAGGGAUGGGUCAGUGUCCGGAGAGGAGGAAGGAAUGUCGCUUGUUUGCUGCAUUGAUUUUAAAGAUUUCAUCAAAAAGAAAGUCAUCUGUUGUGCAAUUGGACCAGGUCGUAUCAAGAUUUUAUCAUUUUCAUUUUUUGCAUAAGCAAUCUGAGUCCCAUUGACGGUCGUAUACACAGGUAUUUUAUCAGUUUUUGUUUUAAUCAAACAAAGUUUGAAACCAAUUAAACACAACGACAAAAAUGCUCAAUUUUAUUUAUAGUUUUACCCUAUUUUAUUCAGAGUUAUUUCAAAAUAAAAUGCAAUCUCAGAAGGCAGCAUUUUGUA